Molecule: messenger RNA, 649 nt
Organism: Zymoseptoria tritici IPO323
Lineage: Eukaryota; Fungi; Ascomycota; Dothideomycetes; Mycosphaerellales; Mycosphaerellaceae
Exons: 1
Source: RefSeq, a predicted model, not a curated record
GCCGUCGAUCUGAGAUACAUACUCGAGAUGCUGGAUCCUAACGGAGGCGAACCCAUUAUGACAUCGAACCCCGGAGCGAUCGCCGUGAAUGGCAUCUUUGAAGCACCGUCAAGGUCAUGGAAUACAUCGACCACAACAAUCGACACGAUGAAUCCGAACGUUCUCUCAUCUUCAUUCUCGGGAUACAGCAGUGACGGCUCCUCCACGACUGGCUCGCCCUUGAAGAUUGCCCGCUUCGGACCGCGUAUUGUCGAAGCCCUGCGAACAUCGAAAUCCACCGGUAGCUUCAAGGUGUUCAAGAACCACCUGAUCAGCGACCUCUCCCUCUCCGACAACACGAAAAGUUUCACUUAUAGAACUUCCCUCGGCCGCCAACGAGCCUCCAAAUCCACAAGCCGCGUCUUCGACAAAGGUAUCCCGCCUCCCAUCCCCAGCGCACCACUGUCAAACCUCCCCGCAACAGCCUUCACCCACGCCUCGCCCAAAGUCAACAGAAACCUCCCGCCAACCCCCAUCCCUAUCGACAACGGAAGGAAAAUCCCCCGCUCCGCCCGGACCCUUCCCGAAUCCACAUCCACCCUAGCAAGCUUCAUAAAGAACCUGCCUCCCCAACAGCACAAAAGCGCCCUCCAACCCCGCUCCGCAGAAG